Messenger RNA from Nicotiana tabacum (common tobacco), 3457 nucleotides. RefSeq names its product beta-amyrin 6-beta-monooxygenase. Gene Ontology annotation, biological process: sterol metabolic process. Lineage: Eukaryota; Viridiplantae; Streptophyta; Magnoliopsida; Solanales; Solanaceae. Gene Ontology annotation, molecular function: heme binding; monooxygenase activity; iron ion binding. The record is from RefSeq and is a predicted model, not a curated record.
UUUGCUUCUUUUUUUCUUAAUAGAUAAUUUUAGCAUUUUAAGCAAAAGAAGUUUUGCACGUCUGUGAAAGCCAUGAGGAGGCUGGGGAGGCUUUCAGACUAUUGCUUCACAGCAUUAGACUGAGUGCUUUUCUCUGUUAACUGAAAUAAAGACGACUGGCUUCUAUGCUGAGUUCUAUCUUUCGUUUUUUUGCUAGCUUUGUUCGUAAUAAUUAUACAAUCUAAGUAAGAGUGAAUAGAUGGGUAUUUAGGCUUUUGAAUUUUGAUGUACGAAAACACACUGUUUAUCACGGCAGAUUUCCAAAUGCUCAGUCCGGGCUCGGAUUUAAGCUUAAAAAUAGUUCUGCCUUCGACUAGACCCUCGAUUCGAAGUCAAAUGUAUAUGAAGAAUUAUGAUCAAAAUAAAAACUUUUCAAUAAAUAAGAAGCAAAGAAACAAGUUUGUAUUGCCUUAAUAUGCGUGUCACGAUGUGUUUAUUUUAUUGAAUAAUAAACCUACCCUUUAUAUAGUAGGGGAGUUUUACCCCUGCUACAAUUCUAAAAAAAGGUAAAAAUCCUCCUUGUACAUCAAUUGUUGAUGCGCUACCGACAUAGGGCAGGAUUCGCGCCGUGAUAUCCAAUCGGAUAUCACUGCCCUCUAUUAGUCGUGUGCCAUCGUUCGUAGUGCUUUCCGAGGUCUUGGAGCUCGUACCGAAUUCGGGGGUGUUGUCUUGUUGGGUCCGGUGGCGAGCAUCCCGUUCGGGCCUUCCCAACUUUGAUUCAGAUUCCAUGUAGUUAUGUCCUUGAUUUGUUUGACCCACCGGGAAAUCGGGAUACUCAUUAGCCCCGAUUUUAACCGUGUACAAUAAUGCAAUAUAAUACAUUAUGAAAUGAAACAAUAUGUGACGCCCAUUCAAACAAGCUGUUAAGUAGGCAUUUGGACAAUCUUAAUUUGCUUGACGUCCAAAGAAAAGUAUUUAAAGUAGGGAAAACCGCUAAUUUUUCCCUUUAUUAAAUGAUUUGAAAUGGGACGAUUUUAUUGUUCGUUUCUUUUUUGGUUCAAAAGUGUCCAUGUCUUAGUCGAGUUGUUCAAAAAUGAUUCCUAAUUAACGAUCGCUCUCGUUCGAAUAUAUUCAAUUAAAACAAAAACAAAAAAGUAAAUUUUGUCCCUGAAUUAGUCGAUACAGGGACAAAUCUAUCCUCCAUUUCGUCUUAGCACAUUUAUUAUUCAUGACUAUUUGAAAUAUUAGAGUUCAGUAUUUGUAAUAUUAAGAUAAUAUUUGAUACUUAAAUGGAAUAAAUGUAUGGCCAUACAGUUAAAAUAACCCAAACACGACAAACCAAUAUAAUACGAGACAGGUGUUAGACUGGGCACCAAGUAUCUACUAGGCUACGAGCUGUGCCCACACCAUUCCUCACGCCCAAAGGAAAAGAAAAAAAAUGAAAUACACACAUAUACACAUUAGGCUAAUACUCCUAAUUAAAAUAGGCACUUAACGUACAUAUAAAAGAAAACGACCUGCAAAAAAUUGUAGGGCCAGAGGGUGUAAUGAACAGCGCUAUUUCUGUUUUUCCCCAAUAAUUAACUAGACUAGCAGCCCGUAUUAACUAUAAACUAAAAAUAUCCCCAUUCUUGUUUAACUACCCUACCUAAAAUUGUAGGGCCAGAGGGUGUAAUGAACAGUAAAGUGGACAGCAUUAUGAUUUUAAAAAAUAAAUAUUGAUAUCAUAUAUUUCUAAGGCAGAAGAAGACAAAGUAGAGAAUCUUUAUUCAAGUAAUCCUAGAUGCUUCAAGUUGUCUUAUUUGUCUUCGGUGUAGUCCAAUACUCCAAUUAGCUUAAGCCCUUCACAUAUAUCUGCACUUCUCCACUCACUUCUCCAAUACAUAGCAAAAAACUCGCUUCUUUUUCUUUUUAGAAGAAGAAAAGAAAGCCAUGAUUUCUUACCUAUUAGCUCUACUAUUACUUCCUCUAUCUCUCACUUUCAUUUUCUUCCUUCGUAACCGCGAUUCGAAUAGCAAAAAACUUCCACCAGGAACAUCUGGAUGGCCAUUGUUAGGAGAAAACAUCGAGUUAGCCUUAUUAGGUCCUGAGAAAUUCCUCAAAAAUAGAACGGAAAAGUACUCACCUCAUGUGUUCCAAACAUUAAUCAUGGGAGAAAAAUUGGCUGUGUUUUGUGGUGCGCAAGGGAAUAAGUUCUUAUUCUCAAAUGAGAACAAGCUUCUCACAUCCUGGUGGCCAAAAUCCAUGAAAAAGGCAUUGCUUUUCCCUGAAUUUGCUGAGAGUUCACUGAAAGAUGUAUUGACUUUACAACGCGGUUUUCUACAAGAUAUUCUCAAGCCUGAGGCUCUAAAACAAUACAUUCCAAUUAUGGAUGCAAUGGCUCGAGAACAUUUAGAUGAAAAUUGGAUUCCUAAUGGAGUAGUAAAGGUUUUCCCAUUGUCAAAGAAGUACACAUUUGAUUUGGCGUGUCGAUUGUUCAUGAGUUUGGUAAAUCCUGAGGAAAUAAAGAGGUUGGCUGAUCCUUUCACUCUUGUUACAAAUGGAAUGUUUUCUAUGCCUAUUGAUUUGCCCGGAACAGCUUAUAAUCGCGCUAUCAAAGGCGGGAAAAUGGUGAGGGAUGAACUUAUGAGGAUCAUUUCACAGAGGAGAAAGGAAUUACAAAUGGAGAAUAAAGAGACAAUAGCAGGAGGCAGAGACUUGCUGUCAAAAAUAUUGCUUGUUACUGAUGAAAAUGGAAGGUUUAUGAGUGAAAUGGAGAUCUCCAACAAUAUAAUAGGAAUGCUAGUGGCAAGCUUUGAGACUACUAGUAGUGCAGUCACUAGUGUCUUGAAAUAUCUGGCUGAACUUCCGCACGUCUAUGAUCAAGUUUACAAAGAACAAAUGGCAAUUGCAAAGUUGAAAGGAGAAGAUGAGUUGCUAACAUGGGAGGACAUUGAGAAGAUGAAAUAUUCUUGGAAUGUAGUUCGUGAAUCACUAAGGCUAACUCCACCCGCUCAAGGAGCUUUUAGAGAAACAAUCACUGAUUGUACAUAUGCAGGUUUUACCAUUCCAAAAGGGUGGAAGACAUUUUGGUCAGUGCACUCAACACAUAAGAAUCCGAAAUACUUCACUGAUCCUGAAAAGUUUGAUCCAAUGAGGUUCGAGGGAAGUGGUCCAGCUCCCUACACGUUUAUACCCUUCGGGGGAGGACCUCGAAUGUGCCCUGGAAAAGAGUAUGCUCGAACGGAAGUACUAGUGUUGAUGCACAAUGUGGUCAAAAGGUUUAAACUUGAAAAGGUUAUUCCAGAUGAGAAGAUUGUGUUCGAUGCUUCUCCUGUGCCAAAGCAUGGCCUUCCUGUUCGCCUUCUGCCUCAUGGAAAUUAACUCAUAUUUCAUCUAGAAAGUGAAUCAUGUUCUUGUUUUAAUUAGUUUGAGAAAAAUGAAGAUCUGGCAAUGAAUAAUUUUAAUAGUAGUAUGACAAUAAGUUGUUGCAUUCAAA